Molecule: messenger RNA, 2761 nt
Organism: Papilio machaon (common yellow swallowtail)
Lineage: Eukaryota; Metazoa; Arthropoda; Insecta; Lepidoptera; Papilionidae
Exons: 17
Coding region: 87-2732 (881 amino acids)
Source: RefSeq, a predicted model, not a curated record
AUUGUUAAUAAUAUCAUGUUUCUACGGAAUUUAUUAAAUCGAUAACUGUAUUAGCUCCACGGAUUAGUGAUCGUGUGGAUUGCAUUAUGGCUAGUCCAAAUCCAGAUAACGAUGCAGCUUCCAUAUUUGUUCAAAAAGAUGACAACAAGGAAAGGAAUUUAAAAAGUCCAGAAAGAGGUGAUACAUCGUCACGAACAAACUCUACUGUCAAACCAAGCAAACCAGCGGAAAUAAUUACGGUUAAAGACUUCUUCGAUUUUAUGAAAACGGCCUAUCAAGUCUAUGAGCAUUUAGAAGGCAAUGAAGGCGAGGCAAAAAUAAACUGGGAGGCACUUACUAAAUUGACCGUCAUAAAUCAUGUUAUAGAACCGCAGGAGAGAGAACUGUUAAGGAACACGGCACAUACAGAGCAAAAGCCAAUAACUAGUAAAAGCGAUACAGCUUUAGAAAAGAAAACUAACGAAAUAGUGCGAUUAGAAAAACGGUUUAGUUACAAUGAUAUCGAAAGCAAAAAACGUUCUAUUCAUGGGGAAAUCAAAGUAGAGAUGCUUGGGGCCUGGACUGAGGCCAAUUUAAAUUGUAAAUUAAACGAUGUAAUCAACGAAGGAAUUUUAGACUCCAUUUUACCCUACUUAGUUGGAUAUAAAAAACCGUCAAAAACUACAAGCGUUUAUACGCCUAUUAUUAAAAAAUCCAACAAUGAAUCGGAUGUAAAAAAACCUGCUAGUUUUGGAGGCUUCGUGCAUGAAAAAGAGUCUAAAGAUCGAUUAGGAAGACGUAAAUCUUCUAUAAUCGCAAUUCAAGAAAAACUGAAUCAAAGGCAUGAGGGGGACGUUGAAAUUCACGUUUGCGACGAAGUAAAAGGUUUGAAGAAAGAUUUUAAGUGUCCUCAGAAAUUACUCGUGUCCAAAAUGGGUUAUUUCGCUGACGUUACUGCUGGCCAGAAGCUGGAGGAUAUGGAUAUAUCAGUACAUUGUGAUAUACAGAUCUUCGAUUGGCUUAUGAGAUGGGUGAAAAGAGAUACCAUUCUCGUCGCCGAUUGGCCACUCUUGGACCCUCAUAAUGUUGUACCCAUACUCGUGUCGGCAUCAUUUCUUCAGAUGGAGCCACUUCUGCACGAUUGCUUGAUAUACUGCCACGCGCACAUGAACGACAUCGUUAAAACGUCCACCAAUCUUGCUUGUUUGAGCGACGUUCUUCUAACCAGGCUGGCAGCAAUGUACACGAACGCAGAGCUGGAAGCUGUGCGCGACCGACGCGACAAGAUCCAGUCGAGACUGUACUGCAAACUGAUACUCUCACUGGCCGAGCCAGUGCCGGAGACCCUUCGCGGACACUACGCCACCCUCGCCACACUGUUCAAAUGCACAAAAUGCAACAAGCUGCUAGGACGUAACGUGGCGGAGCAAGUCCCCUGCCAGCCAUCCAGUAUGAGGAUUGAUCGCCGCGGUAACGUUGUUUCCGCGCACGCCAAAGAUCUUUCUUGGAGCCUGAACGAGUACAUAACGUGGCUGUACGGCGAACUGCGGUCGUGGCGUCGCGUCUACUGGCGCUUGUGGGCUGAUUGUCAUUUCCUACGAUGUCAGCUGUGCGACACUUACUUCCCCGUCUAUCAGAUGGAGUGGUGCUCGUAUCAUGAACAGAGCGCUGCGCUGGUGGCGGGCGACGCGGCGGCCGGCCGCUACCCCUGCUGCGGGCAGCGUGCCUACCGCUUUGAAACUCUACCCCGUAACACUGGUUGCCAGUUCCGCGAGCACGUGCCGGAGGAGCGCAAUGCGGGCGAGGCGGAUGUGGUUGCGCUGUACGCGCGCUUCCGCGACCUCAUCGCCAUGCGGCCGCCGCACCUCGUCUACCCCGAGCGACUCACCAGAUUCGUAGCCAGAGAGCCAAAUGAAGAGAACAGCGGUCGUUUGCAAUGUAGGGAAGUGUUCUGGUGGGAGGGAAUUCAGCUGGUGCCACCUCGACAGCCUCUGGGGCUGCUGGGAAAGCUCUACACAAGCAACACUAAGUUUAACCCGAGCAUUCGUCCCGGCUCUCCGACUGUCGCCAAGACACAGUCGCCGCCUCAAAGCAUCGGCGGAACCAGCAGAGCCAGCACUGUAUCGUCUUGCCUCUCUGACCAGCGUGAGCUUAAGGCAAAGCUAAUAUCCGAAUCCGGCCCCAAGAUCAAGGUAAGUAAGAAGAAACCGAACCAGAACCCGAUUUUGGACAUCGGAUGUUUGCGGUGGAAUUUGACGUUUUUUGUUGUUUAUGGUAUCCUACAUUUGAGAAAUUACCGUGUUGACGUGCAUGUUGAUGCGAAGCAAGGCACGUCCGGGUGCGGCGACGUGUCGGGCUGCGUGAGGGGGGCUAGCGUGCGCGACAGCUCGGCGGGUAGCGAACAGAGCGCCAGCUCAGACAGCGACAGCGCCAACAGCGAUGAGGAUCGCCCGCCGCGCCGCCCGCCACCUGUCACGCCUGCAAGGACUAAGAAGGGGCGCGUGGUGGGUCGUCAGUGGCUAUCGUCCGUGUCAGCGCGCAGCAAUCAAGACGGGCAGCGACGAUACGAGGAACGCGCCGCCGCUCAGAUGCGCACCGCGCUCGCCCGCCGCCACGCGCAGCUCGUGCGGCCUAAGCCCACGCCAGGCGGUGUGUACGCGCGUCUGGAGGCAGAGUGGCGGGAAAAGUUCGCGCCACGACCGCGCGUUGCCGUCUCGGCACGGCCGCGCCCACCAGUCACAAAAUAUAAAUGAAAAUAUUCCGAAAUAUGUAAAAAAACAUU